This is a messenger RNA of Rhodamnia argentea, 935 nucleotides long. RefSeq lists its product as uncharacterized. The record is from RefSeq and is a predicted model, not a curated record. The transcript is spliced from 2 exons. Bases 38 to 691 code for a protein of 217 amino acids. Lineage: Eukaryota; Viridiplantae; Streptophyta; Magnoliopsida; Myrtales; Myrtaceae.
CAAAGAAGAGAAAUCAAUCAAAGAGAAGAGAAUCAAGAUGGGCAAUGCUUAUAGGGACCACCACCACCUCUAUCAUCUUCACCAUGGAAACAACCUCCAAAUCCAACACAAGAGCUCCUUCUUGCCCAUGUUGUGCUCAAGGCCCUCCAUUAAAGAUGGGAGGCUCCCCAAGUGGAACGACGAGGACAGAUCCGCCUCUUUCUCCGACGACCCCAUGUCGCCAAAGGUCGGCUGCAUGGGCCAAGUCAAGCGGAACAACCGGGUUGUUGGCUUCCCAACGCCCAACAAGCUCAUCGCCAUCGCUGCCAAAGCCAAUGUCAAUAAGAGUCUCAAUAAGUACGCCAAGCUCAAGAGGCUUUUCUCUAGCAAAAGCCUCCUCACAUCCGCCACUGCUGCUGCGGCCGCCGCUGCGUCGGGCAGCUACGAACGUAGGAGGCAAAAGGAGAGCAAUGGGUGUGCAGGAGCCAAGAAGAAAUGUGAAGAGAUUGAGAAUUCCGUCAGCUCACCGGUUAGUAUUUUGGACAUGGAUCCCCCAUUGCCAGUGAUCAAGAAAGUGAGCAAACCGGCCGCAGAAGGAGGCGGCGGAGAUGGCAGCCUGUGGAAGAGGAGGUCAGGUGGGGUUGCUUUGAAGGGCCUGGAGCUUCAACAGAUUCACCAUCCAAGGCAUCAUAUGCAGCCAGGCACUGUUUGAUCGGAGGAGAAAGUUAGAAUUCAUAGGGAGAGAGAGAGAGGGAUCCCGGAGAAGUGUAAAUGGCUGGUGUCCAGUAUGUUUUGCUUGUUUCAUCAAAUGUGUAUUGAAUUGAUUUGUCCCUAGUAUACACUGCAAUAUAUGCAAUUUUUGAUCAUAGAUCUUGAAUUAUAUUUCUUUUUCAUGGGCGCAACCAGAAAGUAACUUGGAAAAUCUGGAGUCUGGUAAUGCUCAUUCUAAUUUGGCA